CGCCAUGGCGGACGCUGACAACAGCAACAACCCGCUGCUCGCCGACUACGACUUCCCGCCCUUCGACCGCGUCGAACCCUCCCACGUCCGCCCUGGGAUCCGCGCGCUACUCGCCCGCCUCGAGGGCGAGCUGGAGGAGCUCGAGAAGGGCAUGGAGCCGGCGUGGGAGCGCCUCGUCCACCCGCUCGAGUGCAUCGUCGACAGGCUCGACGUCGUACGAAACGUCGUCGACCACCUCAAGGCCGUCAAGGACUCGCCCGACCUCUGCGCCGCCGUCGAGGACGUCCAGGCACGUUCAUUUCAUCCAGCAUCCCCCCUCUCCCUCCCUCUUCUUCCAUGAUCUGGACCGACGGAACC
Molecule: messenger RNA, 357 nt
Organism: Hordeum vulgare subsp. vulgare (domesticated barley)
Lineage: Eukaryota; Viridiplantae; Streptophyta; Magnoliopsida; Poales; Poaceae
Product: organellar oligopeptidase A, chloroplastic/mitochondrial-like
Exons: 2
Coding region: 5-340 (111 amino acids)
Source: RefSeq, a predicted model, not a curated record